This is a messenger RNA of Opisthorchis viverrini, 552 nucleotides long. RefSeq lists its product as hypothetical. NCBI's taxonomy places the organism in Eukaryota, Metazoa, Platyhelminthes, Trematoda, Opisthorchiida, Opisthorchiidae. Bases 1 to 552 code for a protein of 183 amino acids. The record is from RefSeq and is a predicted model, not a curated record. The transcript has 3 exons.
AUGAGCCACAAGAAGGGCGAAACCGGUCAUGGGUUGUCGACGAAUUUUCAGCAAACUUAUGAGCAGUGCAUUACGAAUAUACUGGCACGGCUGUUUCCCUUAGCAAAAGCCUUCUCCAUCUCCCGCGCUUUCGAUGUCCACCAGAGCUCUCGGUCUUUCCUUAGACUCUUCACUAUAUGGCGUUUGGGGGAUUCGCGUGCGCCGUCGAACCCCUUGCCUGCUGGUAUGGGGGUCCUGGCACCAAUCAUGGAUAACGACCUCGACGACAUCCAGUGGUCUUGUGGUCGAAUUGGAGAAGUCGGGCAGGCAGCACUGAACGCCGCUAGGAUAGCUCCUUUCACAUUUUGCCACGCUUCAUCCACAUGUUCACUGCCACCACAGUAUUGUUUUACUGUGGAGAAGGAAAUGAAGCUGGUGACUCGGCACGUAUCCAAAGCCGGUAUCCGUUUUCGGAUUGAUCUGUCACGUCGAACUAGUGUUGGGCGGAACUCCACAAGGAUCAUUCUUUACCACUCGCAGUCAGGUGCUGCUACGGUCGGAAGUCCAUCCUGA